AACAGGCACGGAGAGCCCCAUGUCCAUCCAAUCAAGCAUCCUCGUCUUGCAAUUGUAUGCUCUGAUCUUUCAAGAAGCCCUGGCCUUCUUUUUUUGUUUACUGUUGAAACCAGUCUACAAGCUCUUGGAUAUGACCUAGAGUUAUUUUCACUUGAAGAUGGGCCAAUGCAUGCUGUCUGGGAGAAUUUGAGAACGUCUGUUAAUAUCCUGCAAGGUGGUUCAGAACAAGAACUCAAAGUAGACUGGUUAAGUUUUGAUGGUGUGUUCGUGAACAGUCUUGACGCUAAAAUUUUUGUUAGUAGUCUUAGGCUGGAACCUUUUAAUGCAGUGCCUCUGAUAUGGGCCAUUUAUGAGAAUGAACUCGGUAUACACCUUAAGGAGUAUGCAUCUAGUCAACAGAUGGAAAUACUGAAUGAUUGGAAGGAAACCUUUCGUCGUGCUGAUGUGGUUGUAUUUGAUGAUUAUACCAAGCCGAUGAUUUACUCUGCUCUUGAUUCUGGAAACUUUGUCGUUAUUCCUGGCUCUCCCAUUGAAACAUGGGAGCUGGAACAUUUCAUGGCUACACAGAAGAAAGAAGAUUUGCGUAAACAACUUGGUUUUAAUUUGACAGAUUUUGUUAUUGUGGUUGUGGGAAGUCCGUUCAUUUAUAAAGGAAUUUGGUUGGAGCAUACACUAGUAAUGUAGGCAAUGCUGCCCCUGUUGUCAGAGUUUAAUAAGGACAGUGAUAAAGAUGUGCCAUUAAAACUUGUAAGAAUGAGUGGCAACUCAAGUACCUAUGACACAGCUUUACAGGCUAAAACAAGCUUUAGAAAUGGGACUGACGAUGUGGAUGCAACUGCUCGACUUCCACUUCUUAAUGAUGCAUACUAUCGGGAUGCACUUUGUGAAUAUGGAACCUAUUUUGCCAUUGCAAACCGAGUGGAUCAAAUACACUAGAAUCCUCGGAUUGGUUUCCAAUCUUGGUGGGCAGCUGGGAAAAAGGACCAUCUUCACUGAUGCAUUCAAAAAUAUGUACAACCUGCCUGAAACAUGGACCGGCCUUCCACCUAUGCCAUUAGAUGGAGACUCCUGGUCAGUUCUGCACAGUUGGGCAAUGCCAAAUUCAUCGUUUAUGGAAUUGGUUAUGUUUGCUAGAUGCACAACACUAUGAAGAGCAUCGGAAGAAUGGUAGAUGCUGCCUGAGUGUGUCAAAGAUGGAGAAUCAGCAUUGCUAUUGCAGGCUUCUGGAGUUGCUUGUAAAUGUGUGGGCAUAUCACAGUGCAAGAAAGAUGGUUUAUGUGAAUCCAGAAACAGGUUUAAUGCAAGAGCAACACAGGCUAGAGAACCGGAAAGGUCAAAUGUGGGUAAAAUGGUUCAAUAUUAGUAGACUGAAGGCCAUGGACGAGGACCUGGCUGAAGUAGCAGAUUAUGAACAACCUGAAAAAAGAUGGCUAUGGCCCCAUACUGCAGAAAUAUUUUGGCAAGGAAUAUAUGAAAGAGAACGUCAGCAACAGUACCGUUUAAAGAUGUUAAAAAGGAGGAGGAGCAAGCAAAAAAUAGAUUGAAUGCGCAGUAAAUACAGGCAGAAGGCCCUUGGUAAAUACAGGAAACCACCCCGUCCAGAAGUUGGGAAUAGACAAAUGGAGGAUCACCCUGCUUAGAAAUACAAAACAUUGACAUCUUUCUAGCAAGUAAAUUUGCAGAUUAGACCCUCUUCUUGGCAGUUUACAGGCAACUGCACAUCUUCCAAACCAAGUGGCAAAG
This is a messenger RNA of Cryptomeria japonica (Japanese cedar), 1743 nucleotides long. RefSeq lists its product as uncharacterized. The transcript has 10 exons. The record is from RefSeq and is a predicted model, not a curated record. Lineage: Eukaryota; Viridiplantae; Streptophyta; Pinopsida; Cupressales; Cupressaceae. The coding region runs from base 166 to 684 and encodes 172 amino acids.